AUGUCUUCUAAACGAAAAACAAACACGACUUCACCUGUGCAUGUAACAGUUGAAGACAAAUCAGAACCCCAUAAUGAUCCAGAUAAAGUCGAACGGAUAAACGAAGUGCUUACGGAACAUCUUGGGUAUCAUCCUCUUGGAGUCAUUGAUGAUGUGAUCAAUGCCGUUAAUGCGUUAUUGUACAAAUGUACGGAGGCCAUGGAACACUAUUUAAAGGAAAUGAAAGCAGCUAAAGAUAACGAGAUCCAAAGUUUGAUGGAUGAUGAUGGGUUGAUCUUGAGUAACAUUUCAGAAAACAUAUAUACUGAAGAAGAAAUAGCUAGAGGUACUGCUGAAUUAGAAACGCUACUUGAAAAUAAAGUAGAUCGUUCUUUCGAUAAGCUUGAAUUGUAUGCGUUACGGAACAUUCUUACUCUUCCGUAUGAUCUAUUAGAUGAAGGUUACAUUAGACUUUUACAUCAACAGGGAAUUGAUUAUGGGCCAUAUGAUCAAAAACAAUUGAAUGAAUUUGAUAACCAUUUGAAGCUGUUGAAACAAGAUAUCGAAGUGGAGUUACAAAUUCGAAAGGUUCUAGUGGCUCAAAUCAAACGAGCUAAAAAAGUCGUUAAAGCUUUGCGUCAACUACGCCAAGUGAUAUCUGCUUACAACGAUGCAAACAGAAGUUACCACAAACAACCCAUGAAUGAAAAUAUAGUAGAAUUGUUUAAUUUUAUGAUUGCAGAAGUCAAAGAUUUGGGUGAAAAGGCAACGGCAUUCUAUAAACUUAUUCUUAGUCGAGAUGCUACUCAAGGAGGUAUCAAGGGAUUAGAAUUUAUGCCUGAUUCAAGAGAUUUAUACACAGAUUUGAAAUCAUUCUUGGUGGUUAGUAAAGAUAUAGCAAUCUCAUCACACGCAUUCAUCGAACAUCCCACUAAUAAUAAAGCUCACAAUACCUCUGAUGGAGCUUCUACUCAAUUGCCCGGUAACUUGAUGCCUGAUGAAGCAGCCUUAAAGGAGGUUCUACAGAUGCUUACAACGUACAAUGAAUGA
Molecule: messenger RNA, 1029 nt
Organism: Lizanozyma spartinae
Lineage: Eukaryota; Fungi; Ascomycota; Pichiomycetes; Serinales; Debaryomycetaceae
Gene: MTW1
Product: MIND complex subunit
Exons: 1
Coding region: 1-1029 (342 amino acids)
Biological process (GO): kinetochore assembly; protein localization to kinetochore; mitotic cell cycle
Cellular component (GO): chromosome, centromeric region; nucleus
Source: RefSeq, a predicted model, not a curated record